GGAGGUUCUUUACAACGGUCCGCUUUAGAAAUCAGUGAAUGUGGACUCCUCAGCAUAAAUAUGGCAGGGGACAUUGUAGUCGGGAUGAUCUAUAACAUUGCAUUACCACUAGUUUUACUAACAGCAAUAGCUUUUCGAUACAAUGGGCUUUCCGUGGUGUAUCUGCUGUUUCUGUUGUCUGUACCUCUCCUACCAAGCCCCUCUCUGUCCUCCAUGAAGGGAAAGACAGGCCAGUUUCUCCUGAGUGUUUGCUCCACAGCUAUAACAUUUCUGGCCUUACAGUGUGGGAUACAGAUCACCUUCGCAUACAUUCCAAAAGAGAUGAGUGGGCCAUUGGACAAUGUUCUCUUUCAUCUUGGAAUUGUGAGAUUCAAUGAGGUGGAUGCUGGCAACAUAAUACGUCUCCUGCUUCCGGAUUUUGGUUUGUUCCUGUCAUCAUUAUUCAUCUGGAAUUUGAGUAACAAGCUACUGAGACCACCUAAUAAUCAUCAAGAGCAAAAAAUUCAGCAAUCUGAAACUGAGGAAGCAUCUGAAACAUCUGAAUCGGAGUAUGAAGAGGAGAGUGAGGCAUCAUCUACAGAUAGUUCUGAGGAGAUUAAAGCAUCUCCAGCAGGGCCUCCUCAGUUUGUGCAGAAACUUAUUGUCUUUGCAGCUGGUCUAAAACUAUUGCUCUCCACUAUGAUGAACACUGCUGGAAAAGUGGUAGUGACCAUCCUGCUGGGGCUUGCAGGAAUAGCGCUGCCCUCCUUGACAUCAGCAUUAUAUUUCGGGUCCUUCCUGUGCCUUGUGUGGUGUUGGAUACUAGGCUACUGUAUUGAUCUGCUCCAUUUCAGCACAUUGUGUAUAAUGAUGACUAUAUUUAGUGGUGGACACAUCCUGGUCCUCUACCUCUAUCAGCUACCUCUGUUUCAGCAAAUCAUACCUCCUGAGGACAUUUAUGCAAGACUGUUUGGCAUGACUGCGUUCAUCCACACAAACUCAUCAGAGCCAUAUAGCAUGGGCCUGCAUCCAGAUAUGAGCUGGCCUAUGAUAAUAAACCUUCUGUUACUGCUAGUACUGUACUACACGCUGGUGGCUCUUCUACAAAAAUGGGCUCUCGCAGCUACAGAGGAUGUUGAAAGAGAGAUGGAAAGUCCUUCAAAAGAAUCAGACAUUCUGCCUAGUUUCUCAAAAAUAGCAGAUGGAGACUACAUUUCAUCUGGAAUCACAGAGAAUAUUGUGAUGCUAAACAACAGUUGGCAGAACAAUAAUCCUUCUGGGCUGGACCCACUGCUGUCAGACAAUGACUACCUACAGUGUCUUUCUCUACCAAUGUACAUCCAGCAUGAUUGCUCUUAUGUUGCUGCAGAUGAGCAAGAAGUGAGCUGUGAUAAUGACGAUGGAGUAACUGAAGCACCAACUGAUGAAGAGCCCUUUUCUUCUCCUAAAACGAGUGCCUUCACUCUGCUUGGUCGGUCCAUUAUGAGACAGAGCUACAUUAUUGCUCUUAUUGUUAUGAUGGUAUGGAGUAUCACUUACAAUUCCUGGCUUACAUUUGCCUUGUUGGUGUGGUCAUGUGUUAUCUGGAUGUCAAGGCGCAGACGGGAGUACACCAUGAUCAGUGCUCCGUUUCUUGCUGUUUAUUGUACGCUUCUGUUGGUGGCUGGCUUUAUUAGCGCUUUCCGUCUCCAUCAUAGUGAACUUUUCCCUGCUCUCCCCAAGGCUGUUCUGGUUGAUUUUGAUCUCUAUACUUAUCACACACCCUGUCUUCACCUGGGAGCAAAGAUGAUUUAUGCAUUUAGUUUUUGGAUGUUGCUACGACAACAGUUAAUUGAGAAAGAAGAAGACCAACAACUAAAAGAAGAGAGUCUUCAUGAGGUCAAAAGCUUAGCUGAUAAAACUGAAUCAUCCAGCGUGGUGAAUAGUAUAGGCGCAUUUCUUAAAGGCGUUCUGGUGAAAUACUGGAUUGUCUGCUGCUGCUCCAUGUUUUUUGUCAUCAGUUUCUCUGGAAAGGUGGUCGUCUACAAAAUCCUUUACAUCUGUUUGUUCCUCUUCUGUAUGGUUCUCUACCAGGUCCGGUAUGACAUAUGGCGGCAUGUUCUGAAGUACUUCUGGGCUGUGGUGGUUGGUUAUUCCAUGCUGGUUUUGAUUCUAAUCUAUAUGUACCAGUUUAAGACUGUUUCAGGCCUGUUUCGUCAAAUCAUGGGCAUGUCAGAAGAGGGACUGCGUGAUCUGGGCCUGGAGCAAUUUGAUACUGUAGAGUUAUUUGCGCAAAUUUUACUUCCUGCUGCCUUCCUACUGGCCUGUAUCCUACAACUGCACUACUUUAACUGUGACUUUCUCACUCUCACCGACCUACAGAAUGUACCCGUGUGUGAUGGUACAUCCAAGGAAGAAGAACUGAGAGAGACACUGAACAUAAUAUCAGACUUGAUAAAAGAAAACAUUGAAAAAAUCCAAAACCGGCUGGUAAAGGAGCACUUGUGUGCAGAAGGGGAUGAUCUGCUGGGCAGCUUAGAACUGAAUUCCCCAUCAGUUAAGGAUGAAGAAGAAGAAACAGAACAAAAAGAAUCAACAGUGAACAGAUGGUUUUUAGUGGUGGAUCGGAUAAGCUUGUUCACGUUACAUGCUCUGCUGUGGUUGGCUAAGGGUCAAGAGUUUUGCUGGAGACUGUUAGAGCUCCAUAGCCUCAAAAUUGUUGCUGCAGGUAUCAUCUGGGUUAGCCUAAAAGAGGUGUCACUUAUGAAUUUUGUGUUCCUGGCAUCAUGGACAUUUGCUGUCCCAUAUGCAAGACUGCGGCCAAUGGCCUCCACUGUGUCUUCUGUCUGGGCCUGUGUGAUGGUUGUGUGUAAAAUGAUGUAUCAGUUGAAAAUCAUCAAACCAGCAGAAUUUUCUGUUAAGUGCACCACUGAUUUGCUGAUUUCUAAUCAGAGCUGGUAUGGUGGGAAUGUGACACAGCUUUUGCAGAAGUCUGUUUUGUAUAUUGAACCUGUGGAUCCAUCUCUGUGGGUUGGCAGUCUGAGAAAAUGUGGGGAUGCCAUUCUGCCUUGCCUACAGAAUCAUUUAUUAAUACUGGGCCUCCUUGUGUUUGACGUGACUGUCCAUCGGCACCAGCUUUACCACUGUCUCCAUUUAAACUUAAAACCUGCUCCCAAAGGCACUAUUUUCAACAAUGUAACAUGGCAACACUUGGAUCAUGGCAUCCUGCCCUGCCUCAAAUACUUCUGCAAUUAUUUUUUUUACAAGUUUGGUCUUGAGAUAUCAUUUGUAGUGGCAGUGAAUGUGAUUGGCCAGCGGAUGGAUUUCUUUGCCCUUCUGCACUCUUUUGCCCUGAUCACAGUUCUGGGACGUCGACGCAGGAAGGCUAUUGGUGAAGUUUGGUCCAGAUACUGCUGCUUUACUGCCAGCUUAAUGGUGUUCCAAUAUUUGCUCUGUAUCGGGGUGCCUCCUGCACUCUGUACUGAUUAUCCUUGGAGGAAAGGCUCUAAGGCUCUCAGCUCCAAUCAGAUAAAAUGGUUGUAUUUGCCAGAUUUCGCCAUGCAGCCUAACCCCACUUUCAUAUUUUAUGACUUCUUGCUGUUGAUGGUAGCCUCUCUGCAGUGGCAGGUGUUUGAAGAAGAGAAUAAGGCCUCUGUGAGACUUGUGGCAGGGGAAAAUGUGGAGAUCAGUAGAAACCUAGACCCUCGUUCUCUUAACCAAUACACAACAGUUGGCAAUUUUCUGCACUGCCGGUCAUAUCUUGACAUGGCAAAGGUCUUUGUAUUCAGUUACUUCUUCUGGUUGGUUUUAUGCCUGGUUUUCAUCACUGGCACCACACGUAUCAACAUAUUCUGCCUGGGCUAUCUGGUGGCCUGCUUCUAUUUCAUGCUUUUUGGAGACACAGUGCUGCUGCAGCCUGUACACUACAUACUCAGACUGUGGGACUGCCUUAUUGCCUACACCUGUGUGGUGAUUUGCCUGAAGAACUUUAUCUCUCUGGGAUCCUGUGGUUAUCUGGACAGUCUUUUAAAGAAAGCCUGUUGGCUCAUUCAGGCAUUCAGCAUGUUCUGUACUAUCAAAGGCUAUGAUGUGCCUAAACCUAGUGAUGACUGUGAGUUGCCAGUGGGAGAAGCUGGUAUUGUGUGGGAUGCAGUUUGUUUUACUGUGCUUCUGGCUCAAAGGAGAAUAUUUCUCAGUUACUACUUCUUGUAUGUUGUAUCUGACCUUAAAGCCUGUAAGAUCCUUGCCUCCAGGGGUGCAGAACUAUUUGAAGCCAAGGUAAAGAAACGUGUGGCAGCUAGACUGGAGCUGGAGAAGAAAUCUGUGGAACUACUGAAAAAACAGAUGGAGAAGAUCAAGUUAAAACAAAAGGGUCAACCAGAACAGGCUGCCAUAACACUGGACACAAAAGGGCCUGGACUAAAAAGUGAUGCAGAGCAAAAAGAGGAAAGUGAUCAUCAGAUGGAAUGGUGGAAACCAUGGACUUCUCGCCCCUCUGUCUGGGACUCCUGUGGGUAUCGCCUCUUUGAAAGUGACAGUGAGGAAGAGGAGGGAGAAGUGGAUACCAAGACAGAGGAAGAAUCUGUGCCAAAAAAGAAAUCUGCUCUUCAGUUGGCUUAUGAGGCUUGGGUAACAGGGUCCACGGCUGCUCUCAAGUCCCAUAAGAGGGAUGAGGUACAAUUGAAGAGAGAAGAGGAAAGAGCGAAGAGGGAACAGUGCAAAGAACAGGGCACAGAAAGCUUUGAGUCUAGUGGAGAUGAGUUGGAAGACUCAUGUCCUGAGCCAGAGGAAGGAGAGAAAGCUAAAAUAUCAGAGCGGAUUAUUGACUGUCUGAAGUUUAGCUUGGUCUUCUUCUGGUCCCUUAUUGAUGAUAUAACAGCAGGUUUGAACUCAUUCUGUAAGGACAAUCUGGACAUUUCAAAGGUGCUGUGCUUGGAAAGGGCACUGCUGAACCAACAACAGAACAAGGGUAGAGAUGUGUCCCAUGAAAGUAUCCAUGAAUUUUACCAGAACUGUCUGUCCAGACAGGGCACACAAACCCUGUUGGAUGAGGAGAUAAUUACACAUACCAAUUCACCACCACCAUUGCCUAUCAGUCUUCAUGGCUAUGGCCAACUAAGGAGUGCCAACUCUAAACACUCCUGGAACAGCAGUAUAUCCAGCUGUCAGACCGAUGAGACCAUGCUAAUGUCACGUCAGCCAACUCUCAACGAUGACAUUGAUGAUGCCCCCUGUUUAGCAUCACCCAAAACUGAGCAAUUUCAUUCUCAACUAUCCACUGAAGAGCGACGUCGGAAACUUUUCAAAUCAGCCAACAUAGACAUGGUCUCAUUUGAUCAAGGGAGCCUUCUGCUGAACCAUGAAGAAUCAGCUGCUAUAAAGAUAGUGGAUAAAGAAGCAGAAGAGAAAAUGGAUAGUGAAUGGGAGGAUGGAGAAGAAGAUGAGAAAAGAAAAUGGGAGGAAAAGCAAGAAGAUGAGCAGUUUGAAAUGACACAUGAAUUGCUUAAGUCAGCAUCACUGGACUCAGUGGUCAUGGAGGUGAUGAGUGAGAAUAUUUCAGAACCUCGGCCACUUACUCAGGAGACCAGAGCCCUCACUGCCAGUGAACUGCUGCUUAACAAUAUGUUCCAGAUCCCAGAAAUUGAUGAGUCGGAUAAGUUCUACCACUCAUUACCACGGCUCCUGCAGCUCAUCUUUGCCCUCUAUAACACCAUGGUCUCCCAGUCAGAGAUGCUCUGCUACUUCGUCAUCAUUCUAAACCACAUGGUGUCCGCCUCACUGCUCACGCUCUUCCUCCCCAUCCUCAUAUUCCUCUGGGCUAUGCUCUCCGUUCCUCGGCCCACUAAGCGAUUCUGGAUGACUGCCAUCAUCUACACUGAGCUUACAGUGGUAGUGAAGUACUUCUUCCAGUUCGGCUUCUUUCCUUGGACUACCUCUGCAUAUCGCGGCAUUAAUGCUGAGCGGCCAUUUGCUCUGCCAAACAUCAUAGGAGUGGAAAAGAAAGAUGGAUAUGUUCUGUUCGAUCUUAUUCAGCUACUUGCUCUUUUCUUCCAUCGUUCCAUCCUCAAGUGUCAUGGCCUCUGGGAUAACAAAGAGGUGGAGAUGCCUGAUUUCUUUAAGAAGCUGAAAAGGAAAGCCGAAAAAAACAGGCUAAGUGGAGGAACAAGAGAAGAAAAAGGAGAUAUGAAAAGACGACUUCGUUUCUUUCCUCUUCAGUCCUCUACUGCUAAGUUCUUUUUCAGACCAAAAGGAAAAGACAACUCAGAAAGCCAUGAUGGUAGGCAGUUGAAGGAAAAUCACCCAAAAAAGAAGAAACGCCACUCCAGAGUGCCUUUAUCCAGGAAAGAGCAGAUCAAAAAGCUGGUCAGAGAGAGAAUGCUGGAAGCUAAGGCUGCUAUCAUAGAAGUUGCUCUACAUGUGUACUUACCCAUCAGGCAGUUUUUCUAUGACAUCAUCCAUCCCGAGUACAGCCCUGUGUGUGAUGUAUAUGCGCUGAUGUUCUUGAUCGAUGUUGUAAACUUUAUCAUUAUUAUCUUCGGCUAUUGGGCUUUUGGGAAACAUACUGCAGCAGCUGACAUCACCGAAUCCUUAUCAGAAGACCAAGUACCUGAGGCUUUCCUUGUCAUGCUUCUCAUCCAGUUUGCCACUAUGGUUGUUGACCGGGCUCUCUACCUGAGGAAAACCUUGCUAGGGAAGUGUGUGUUUCAGGUGGUUUUAGUUUUUGGAAUACACUUCUGGAUGUUCUUCAUACUGCCUGGGGUCACUGAGAGGAGGUUUAACAAAAAUCAUGUUGCACAGCUAUGGUACUUUGUGAAGUGCAUCUAUUUUGGAUUGUCUGCAUAUCAGAUCAAAUGUGGCUACCCAAAUCGAGUCCUGGGCAAUUUCCUCACAAAGAACUACAACUACCUCAACCUCUUUCUCUUCCAGGGCUUCCGAAUGGUUCCUUUUUUGACUGAACUGCGGGCUGUGAUGGACUGGGUAUGGACAGAUACCACUCUCAGCUUAUCUAGUUGGAUUUGUGUGGAGGACAUUUAUGCCAACAUAUUCAUUCUCAGGUGCUGGAGGGAGUCUGAGAAGAAAUAUCCUCAUGUUCCUGGACAGAAAAAAAGCAAAGUGGUGAAAUAUGGUAUGGGUGGUGUGAUCAUUUUUUCCCUUAUCUGCAUUGUCUGGUUUCCUCUUCUCUUCAUGUCCCUGGUCAAAUCAGUGGCUGGAGUAACCAAUCAACCAUUAGAUGUUUCCAUCCAACUUAGCAUAUCAGGAUACGAGCCUUUGUUUACCAUGAGUGCCCAAGAACAGAAUCUAGUGCCAUUUUCUGAAGCUGCAUACCAAAAGAUGAAAAAUGUUUAUGCUACUUACCCGUCUGCAAUGCAGUUCAUAGUAAACUACAUGGCAGAAGACAUAGUAAUAGCAAAGGUUAAAAGUGAUGCCAGUUUACUGUGGAGCAUCAGCCCAGCUAGCCAUGAAGCCAUGAUCCAGGAACUCAGCAAUUCUUCACAUAUUUACAUUACCAUCCGCUGGACCUUACUGAGAAAUGCAUCCAUUUCGAUGAAUGCAGAGACGAUAGGUGAACACACUGUGAAGUAUAAGGACAAAGAGCUGCAAGAGAACAUUGUGCAAAUGCUCAAAGGGUCAUGCACCAAGCCAGUGAUCAUUGAAAACUUGAUGCCGAAAUAUAUCAGAGGACCCUCAGGACCAGAAGCAAAAAUGGCACAUCGACUUAAUGUUGAACAUUCUGAUCAUGCAGAUGACCAUCAUUUGGUCUUCUUCUAUCCCCUGUCCAUCAAACUGAAACAAGCCAAUAGUAGCACGGAGGGACGUGGGCCUUACUGGUGGGUGGUGGAGGAGUGCAGUCCAGAUCAUCGAAUAACCAGAUGCCAGAACAUUGAAAUAGUAGUCUUCAAUGAUAAAGUCAGUCCAUCCAGCCUGGGAUUCUUAGCUGGAUAUGGCAUCGUGGGUCUGUACAUGUCAGUGGUGCUGGUCAUUGGUAAGUUUGUGCGUGAGUUCUUUAAUGGAAUAUCUCGCUCCAUCAUGUUUGAGGAACUACCAAAUGUGGACCGAGUGCUGAAACUGUGUACAGACAUCUUUGUUGUCCGGGAGACUGGCGAGAUGGAACUGGAGGGGCAACUGUUUGAGAAACUCAUCUUCUUAUACCGAUCACCCGAAACCAUGAUUAAAAUGACCAGGGAAAAGAAAUCAGAUUAACAUUUCUUAGUUUACUUUUUGAGAGCUUACUGCACAGUUUUGUUUUGUUUUUUUUUAACACAUCAUACCAAGAUUAUAAGUGUUGCUCUUCUUCCCUAAUUAAGGGUUGCCUAUUUAAAUAUUUCCUAAAUAGAGUCCUGCCCAGUGUUAUGUAUUAUCAGUCUUAACCCAUUGUGCAUGAAAUUCUUUAAAUGUCUUCUUCCUACUUGAUACUGUAUAUAUGACAUAUAAUGGUGUGUAUUAAAAAAAAAACAUUCAGGGUACAGCAGGGCUUAAAGGCUCCUGGGGUGAAAAGAAUAGAUAAUAUGUACUUUCGGUUUGCUGAAGAACCUCAUGCCUCCACAAAUAGGACCUUGGGCAGAUGUCUUAAAAAGCUUUCAGCCACAUUUUCCUUACGGAACUCUUAAGCCCUGCCUUAUUCUCUAUAAUGCAUGUGUUUAUUUCAUAAAUCCUACUAUUUCAUUUAAAAUGCAGCAGAACAAAGGUGCCAUAGACACA
Molecule: messenger RNA, 8658 nt
Organism: Ictalurus punctatus (channel catfish)
Lineage: Eukaryota; Metazoa; Chordata; Actinopteri; Siluriformes; Ictaluridae
Product: piezo-type mechanosensitive ion channel component 2
Exons: 54
Coding region: 61-8160 (2699 amino acids)
Source: RefSeq, a predicted model, not a curated record